GGAAUUAUUUACCAAUUCUCCACAAUCAAUGUUUGGUACUGUACUACCAUCUCAACAGAAACAGAAUAUUAUCACAGACGUCCCCUGCCUUGUAACACGUUGGUGUUUCGACUCGCAAUCGAACGGUUCGCAUACAUUCUGAAUGAACACAAAGCAAGAGACUUGUACAUCUUAGCCGCCGCGAAUUGUCAUAUUUACCAUCCCAAAUUCCCAACCAUAUAAUUUUUUUUCCCACCAUUAUUGGCCUCACUUGCAGUAGCUGGUAUUUGUAGAUGACUGGUUUUCCCAUGAAUCACAUCAAUAGCAUUCCCCUACUCAAAAACCACUAUAUAAACCCUCCAAAGUUAGGACUCCAAACUCCCACCUGCACACCCCAAAAAACCAGGCGCCAACCCCAUGAGCUCUCCAAAACACCUACUCCCUCCACCAUAUCUAUGACCAAUAUAUAACAAACCCAGCCUUAAAUCAUUCUCCCUCCUCCACAAUGGCUGCAAAAAUGGCCUACAGGCUAAUCACGUCACUCUUCUUCUUCUUCUUCUUCCUUACCUUCACAUUCACUACCCUCAGUCAUACAUCAGAAGCCAGGCACUUCCCACAAAACCCCACAAAGGCAGUAGUCGUCGGCACUGUCUACUGCGACACUUGCUUCAACAACCGCUUCUCAAAGCCCACUCAUUUCAUCUCAGGCGCAUCGGUUGUAGUCGAGUGCAAAGAUGGGAGGUUCAGACGAGAAGUGAAGACGAACCAGCUGGGAGAAUUCAGCGUCGAGCUUCCGUUCACUGUAAACAGAGAGGUCAAGAAGAUCAAGCGAUGUUCAGUGAAGCUGCUGACCAGCAGCGACCCUUACUGCGCCGUGGCAUCCACCGCCACGUCGUCGUCUCUCCACCUGAAGUCGAGGAACAGCAAGCUAGGGUCUGAUUCUCACAUCUACUCCGCCGGUUACUUCACUUUCAAGCCAUCCCACCAGCCUACCCUCUGCUCUCAGAAUCCGACCACCACGUCAGCAGGGAGCAAUGAGCAGAAGGACUUAUCUGGGUUCCCGGCGCUGCCGUCUCCAGGCGGCGGCGGCGACGAUGACGAACCUACGCUUCCACCGCCGGUGAAUACAAACCCUAACGGCGGAGUACCUCCGCCGGAGAUGAAUCAGAACCGGCUCCCGCCGCUUCCCUUGCUCCCGCGGCUGCCUCCGCUCCCCACUCUGCCGCGGUUGCCGUACCUUCCGCCGUGGCCGGCGAAGAGCUUCAAUAAGCACGAGAAGCCUACCUUGAGGCAGGGAGAAGGGGAUGAAUUGUCGGAUCAGAAAUCGGGGCGUCCUGGUCAGCCACAAGGGCUUCUGUUUCCCCCAAUUUUGCCGCCAAAUCCGCUGCAGCCGCCGUCUCCGCCGUCGCUUCCUCUGCCGCCGAACCCGUUGGAGCCGCCGUCAUUGGUGCCCCCGAUUCUUCCUCCGAACCCGCUUCAGCCUCCGCCGGCGCCGUUCCUUCCAAUUCCUCCGAUUCCAGGGCUAACCCCUUCGCCGCCGCCGCCGCCGGUCUUGCCGUUCCCCUUCCCGCCUCCUCUGCUUCCUCUGCCGCCGGGGUUUCCUGGAAUCCCUCCUGCAGCUCAUGCCGCUCACAAAUCGAAGUCGAAUCCUCCCUCCACCAUUGAUCCUUGA
This is a messenger RNA of Linum tenue, 1651 nucleotides long. NCBI's taxonomy places the organism in Eukaryota, Viridiplantae, Streptophyta, Magnoliopsida, Malpighiales, Linaceae. The record is from the annotation of a GenBank genome assembly.